Messenger RNA from Athene cunicularia (burrowing owl), 1328 nucleotides. It is a transcript of the gene TRMT61B, whose product is annotated as tRNA methyltransferase 61B. Gene Ontology annotation, biological process: tRNA methylation. Bases 1 to 1239 code for a protein of 412 amino acids. The transcript is spliced from 8 exons. Gene Ontology annotation, cellular component: tRNA (m1A) methyltransferase complex. The record is from RefSeq and is a predicted model, not a curated record. Lineage: Eukaryota; Metazoa; Chordata; Aves; Strigiformes; Strigidae.
AUGCGCGUUCUUAAUAAAGCUACCGAAUACCUUCUUGCAGGAUUCCUGAGCUCAGGAAGACGCGUCACUGACAGCGUAGCAGCUUGCAUGGACAUACUGCCAAGAGUAAGGAAGUGUGGAGAGAUACUGCCUUUACUGGGAUCGGCGGCUGUGGGGCGGUGCGCGGCGGCUCCUCGGGCUGCUCCGGAGGAGGAAAAAAAGGAGGCGGCUGCUCCUUUUGAAGCGGGGGGAGCCCGCCCCGGCCCUUUCCGCGCUGGGGAGCUGGCGCUGGCGGAGUUGCGGAGGAAGCACAACACGACGCUGAAGCUGAUGUGCCGGCUAGAGGCGGAUUCGGUGUUGAGCAGCUCCAGCGGCAUCCUGCGCCACCGCGACAUCAUCGGGCAGCUGCCCGGGCAGGUGCUGCGCACCUCGACCGGGGCGUGGAUGCUGCUGAGGCGGCCCUCGCUGGAGGAUUACGUGCUGCUCAUGGCGCGGGGGCCCACCAUUUCCUACCCCAAGGAUAUAAGCGCUAUUUUAAUGAUGAUGGAUAUCCACCCGGGAGACACUGUUUUGGAAACUGGCAGUGGGUCUGGUGCUAUGAGCUUGUUUCUGUCAAGAGCAGUUGGGCCCAAAGGACGGGUUAUAAGUUAUGAAAUCAGGGAUGAUCAUCACAAUUUAGCUAAGAAGAAUUACAAGCACUGGCGUACUGCGUGGGAAAUAGGACGUAUGCAAGAGUGGCCAGAUAACGUGGAUUUCAUUCUUAAAGACAUUUCAAAAGCUGCUGUAGAUAUGAAAUCUGUAACACUUGAUGCAGUAGUUCUGGAUAUGCUUAACCCUCAGUCUGCUCUGCCUGUUGUACACCCAAGUCUGAAACAGGGUGGUGUGUGCGCUGUGUAUUUAGCCAACAUCACACAGGUUAUUGACCUUUUAGACAAAUUACGGACCUGCAAGCUCCCUUUUUUGUGUGAAAGGAUCAUUGAGGUGACUCACAGAAAUUGGUUGGUACUCCCUGCUAAAAUCAAGAAUUCCAAAUCAAGCCAAAUGGUGGAAACUCAAGAAAAUAUUGAAGAACCACCUCAAAAGGAAUAUGAAGAAAUCCACAUUCAGGAUCAAGUAUUUUUUAAAGAAAGUGAAUACAGUGAAUCUGACAAUGCUGAAACAUACUGCUCGGUGCCUUAUGUUGCUAGACCGUCUUAUUGGCAGGAAGCUCAUUCAGCAUUUCUUACCAAGCUGAGAAAGUUUCGACCACCCCUUGCCUGAUGCUGCUGACAUGUUAGCUGCUAAUUUAAGUAUUGUAUCAGAAUUAAAUAAAGUGUUACAAAGUACCUGCUACGUUUUGCAAGUUGUGU